Oncorhynchus gorbuscha (pink salmon) is the source of this 3174-nucleotide messenger RNA. Its product is annotated as long-chain-fatty-acid--CoA ligase 1-like. The transcript has 21 exons. Lineage: Eukaryota; Metazoa; Chordata; Actinopteri; Salmoniformes; Salmonidae. Gene Ontology annotation, cellular component: membrane; endoplasmic reticulum. The record is from RefSeq and is a predicted model, not a curated record. Gene Ontology annotation, molecular function: arachidonate-CoA ligase activity. Bases 117 to 2210 code for a protein of 697 amino acids. Gene Ontology annotation, biological process: long-chain fatty acid metabolic process; long-chain fatty-acyl-CoA biosynthetic process; very long-chain fatty acid metabolic process.
GGUGGUCAGAGCGUUGGACUAGUUAACUGUAAGGUUGCAAGAUUGGAUCCCCCAAGCUGACAAGACAGACAGACAGACAGACAGACAGACAGACAGACGCUAGCAAAGGCCCAACCAUGCAAGCCCAGCAGCUCCUGAAUCAGCUGCGCUUCCCCGAGCUGGAUGAGGUGCGGCAGUACCUGCGCAGUCUGUCCACACACACGUUGGUGGGUGUGGGGGCAUUUGCUGCUCUCACAACCUACUGGUACACCACCCGGCCCAAGGCCCUGAAGCCACCAUGCGACCUGAAAAUGCAGUCCGUCGAGGUUCCGGGAGGAGAGUAUGCCCGCCGAUCAGCGCUGAUGGACAGCGACAAACACAUGACCCACCUGUACAACGACGCCAAGACCAUGUAUGAGUUCUUCCUCCGGGGCGCACGGGUCUCCAACAAUGGUCCCUGUCUUGGAGCAAGACAACCAAGCCAGUCCUAUGAGUGGCUGUCAUACUCCGAGGUAGCAGAGAAGGCAGAGAACCUGGGCUCAGCGCUGCUCCACAGGGGACACACUAAAACCAAAGACCAGUUCAUUGGCAUCUUCGCUCAGAACCGACCAGAGUGGACCAUCGCUGAGCUGGCCUGCUAUACCUUCUCCCUGGUGGCUGUGCCCCUGUAUGACACUCUGGGCACUGAGGCGAUCGCCUAUGUCAUCGACAAGGCCAACAUUUCCAGCAUACUGUGUGACGUUCCUGAGAAGGCCAGGCUGGUCCUGGAGUGCGUCUCUGGCAGCGAGCACCGUGUCAGAACCAUCAUCCUCAUGGAGCCCUUUGAUGAUGAGCUGGUGGCCAAGGGGAAGGACUGUGGCAUCGAAAUUCUCAGCCUGAGCCAAGUGGAGGCUAUCGGCAAGGCCCACCACCACCAACCAGUUCCUCCCAGUCCUGAAGACAUGGCUGUUGUCUGCUUCACCAGUGGAACCACAGGGAACCCAAAGGGAGCCAUGCUGACACAUGGAAAUGUUGCUUCCAACUGCUCUGCCUUCAUCAAAGUCAUUGAGGAUCACCUCAUAUUAGACCACCACGAUGUUCAUAUAUCCUACCUGCCCCUUGCUCAUAUGUUCGAGAGAGUUGUAGAGGGAGUCAUUCUGGUGCAUGGGGGGAGGAUUGGUUUCUUCCAGGGAGACAUCCGCCUGCUGAUGGAUGACAUCACCACCUUGAGGCCUACAGUGUUUCCUGUGGUGCCACGCCUCCUCAACAGGAUGUUCGACAAGAUCUAUGGGCAGGCUAACACCUCUCUGAAGAGGUGGGUGCUGGACUUUGCCUUUAAAAGGAAAGAGGCUGAGCUGCUCAGUGGCAUCAUUAGGAGGGACAGCAUCUGGGACAAACUCAUCUUUAGGAAAGUGCAGGCCAGUCUGGGAGGACGGGUGCGUCUGAUGAUAACAGGUGCUGCCCCCGUGUCUGCCACGGUGCUGACGUUCCUGCGAGCCGCGCUGGGCUGCCAAUUGUAUGAGGGGUAUGGACAGACUGAAUGCACAGCGGGCUGCACAAUGACAGUACCAGGGGAUUGGACAGCAGGUCAUGUUGGAGCGCCCUUGCCGUGUAACUCGGUGAAGCUGGUCGAUGUGGCUGAGAUGAACUACCUUGCUGCCAAUGGAGAGGGAGAGGUGUGUGUGAAAGGAGCUAACGUGUUUCUGGGCUACUUGAAGGACCCAGAGAAGACGGAGGAGGCCAUUGAUGCUAAUGGCUGGGUCCACACAGGGGACAUUGGCAAGUGGUUACCGAACGGCACUUUGAGAAUUGUGGACAGGAAGAAGCACAUCUUCAAGCUGGCCCAGGGAGAGUACAUUGCACCAGAGAAGAUAGAGAAUAUCUACACCAGGAGUGACGCAGUGGCCCAGGUCUUUGUGCAUGGGGACAGCCUACAGGCAUGCCUAGUAGCCAUCAUUGUGCCAGAUCCUGACUUCCUUCCUGGCUGGGCCAAGAAGAGAGGACUGGAGGGAUCCUACGGAGACCUAUGCAACAACAUGGAUGUAAAGAAGGCCAUCUUGGAAGACCUCUUGAAACUAGGAAAAGACAGUGGUCUGAAAUCUUUUGAGCAGGUGAAGGACAUCACCCUGUUCACAGAGAUGUUCUCUAUCCAAAAUGGACUUCUCACUCCCACCCUGAAAGCCAAGAGAGCAGAACUCCGGAACUACUUCAGGGAGCACAUCGACAAACUCUACUCCAAGAUCAAGAUGUGAACAGUGGGAGGACGGAAGGUAGGGUGUAACCAGAGCUGGUAGAAGAGUUCUUCUAUGAAACUGAUUGAGGACAUGUCUGUGAGGUCUGGUCUAUGGAUACACUUUACCCUGUAUGACCAGUUGCUCUCUGUCUGAAUAGGAACAAAACACAAUAGGAUCAUUAGGGAAGAAUAAACUGUUCUUGAUGUCACCCUCAACUGUCAGUAAAUGAUACCACAUAGCAUCAGUACUGUAAAUAAUACCAUAUACUGGUAUAUAGCAACUGUCAGUAAAUGAUACCACAUAGCAUCAGUACUGUAAAUAAUACCAUAUACUGGUAUAUAGCAACUGUCAGUAAAUGAUACCACAUAGCAUCAGUACUGUAAAUAAUACCAUAUACUGGUAUAUAGCAACUGUCAGUAAAUGAUACCAUACCUCAUUAGUCUUCUCGUGUACAGUACAAGCGACACACCUGGCUCUCAUUUUUCAGGGCUUCCAUUUCCAAAGCUUGUCUAUCUAUCUUGCUACUAGUUGAGUAUUGUGAGCACGUCAGUCAUCUUAGUUGUCAAUUGGUGAUGUUCAAUAGGUCAAGUGAAUGAGGUACCAGUAAACCACCACGGUCCAGUGCCAUCAUGUAUAUUACUAAUCAAAUCACGUUUUACAUGUGUCAAAUACAACAGGUGUAGGUAGAUCUUACUGUGAAUUGCUUACUUACGAGCCCUUAACCAAUGAUGCCAAGUUUUUUUUUUAAGUAUGAAAACUUUGCUAAAUAAACUAAAGGAAAAAUAGUAACACAAUAGAAAUAACAAUAACAGGGCUAACAAUAACAAGGUCAAGAGUCAAUGUGCAUGGGUACAGGGUUAGUCCAGGUAAUUAAGGUAAUCGGUACGUUUAGGUAGGGGUAAAGUGCCUAUGCAUAGAUAAUAAACAGAAUAGCAGCAGCGAUUUGUGUGUGUGUGUGUGUGUGUGUGUGUGUGUGUGUGUG